Limanda limanda (common dab) is the source of this 3031-nucleotide messenger RNA. It is a transcript of the gene gps1, whose product is annotated as G protein pathway suppressor 1. The coding region runs from base 119 to 1612 and encodes 497 amino acids. The transcript is spliced from 14 exons. Lineage: Eukaryota; Metazoa; Chordata; Actinopteri; Pleuronectiformes; Pleuronectidae. Gene Ontology annotation, cellular component: COP9 signalosome. The record is from RefSeq and is a predicted model, not a curated record.
UUCAGACCAACCCACCAGCUGCUACUGCUGCAGGAGGAGUGCGUGCUGCCCACUGACAUCCUCAUGCUACACCCGCCACAGAACGACACCCACACUGAUCAUCUCACCACGAAACAAGAUGCCUUUGCCCGUUCAGGUGUUUAACUUCCAGGGGUCUGUGGAACCAAUGCAGAUUGAUGCAGACCCCCAGGAGGACCAGCAGAAUGCUCCAGACACCAACUACAUAGUGGAGAACCCAACACUGGAUCUAGAGCAGUAUGCAACCAGCUACAGUGGAUUAAUGCGCAUUGAGAGGCUUCAGUUCAUCGCUGAGCAUUGCCCUCAGCUGCGGGUUGAAGCCUUGAAGAUGGCCCUCACCUUCGUCCAGAGGACCUUCAAUGUUGACACAUAUGAAGAGAUUCACCGCAAACUGACCGAGGCCACAAGGGAGGUCCAAGGUGUGCCGGACACAGUGCCUGAAGGUGGGGCUGUUCCUCCUCCCUUAGAUUCAGCGUGGGCCGAGUCUACACGGAAAAAGGCUCUGCUUAAACUUGAGAAGCUGGAUACAGAUCUUAAGAACUACAAGGGAAAUUCCAUUAAAGAGAGCAUCAGGAGGGGCCAUGAUGAUUUGGGGGACCACUACCUGGACUGUGGUGACCUCAGUAACGCCCUCAAGUGCUACUCCCGAGCCAGAGACUACUGCACCAGUGCUAAACAUGUCAUUAACAUGUGUUUGAAUGUCAUCAAGGUUAGUGUUUACCUCCAGAACUGGUCCCAUGUACUGAGCUACGUUAACAAGGCAGAAUCAACGCCAGAGAUAGCAGAGCAAAGAGGAGAGCGAGAUAGCCAAAAUCAAGCAGUCCUCACCAAAUUAAAGUGCGCUGCAGGCCUUGCCGAAUUGGCCUCAAGAAAAUACAAACCAGCUGCCAAGUGCUUUCUGCAGGCGUCCUUUGACCACUGUGACUGUCCAGAGGUGAGUUGCGGUCAGCCAGUGGGUCCAAUGCUCCUCUCACCCAGUAAUGUUGCCGUGUAUGGGGGUUUGUGUGCUUUGGCCACGUUCGACAGACAGGAGCUCCAGCGCAACGUCAUCUCCAGCAGCUCCUUUAAGUUAUUUCUAGAGUUGGAACCUCAGAUCCGUGACAUCAUCUUCAAGUUCUAUGAGUCGAAGUACGCGUCUUGCCUGAAGCUUCUGGAUGAAAUGAAGGAUAACCUCCUGCUGGACAUGUACCUGGCCCCGCAUGUCAAGACACUGUACAGCCAGAUCAGGAACAGAGCCCUCAUUCAGUAUUUCAGCCCCUACGUGUCAGCAGACAUGACUAAGAUGGCUCAGGCCUUCAACACCACAGUAGCAGCUCUGGAGGACGAGCUCACCCAGCUCAUACUGGAGGGGCUAAUCAAUGCACGGAUUGACUCCCACAGCAAGAUUCUGUAUGCGAGGGACGUGGACCAGAGGAGCACCACGUUUGAGAAGUCACUGCACAUGGGCAAAGAGUUCCAGAGACGGGCCAAAGCCAUGAUCCUCCGAGCUGCUGUGCUGCGCAACCAGAUCCACGUCAAGUCUCCACCCAGAGAAGGCAGCCAGGGUGAGCUGACACCAGCCAAUAGCCAGACCAGAAUGAGCACCAACAUGUGAAGAGGAUGUCCUCUUCAUCGUCUGCACGCUGACUCUACUGAAUGAGAGGAAUCACCCAAACACCAACCACCCCAUCCUCAGUUUCUCAGCUGAAGAUAGAAGCGACACAAUAUAAAGACUCUACAGUUCUCUGUUGAUCUUGUGUCCCUGUAUGAAGAUACAGGGAAUGAAACCUUUUGUUAGUCUGAUUUUGUGGAGGUUUUGGACGAGAUGAAAAUGUUCUUUGAUGAAAGUGCAGCACUUAUGCUGCAGGUUUACUGGUAGGCUAAGCACUUUGUUCUGCUCACACACGAUGGAGGCCUCAUUAACACAAACAAGGUUUUAAAAUAAAAACGCCUGCCGAAACGUACACUUCUGUCGUUUUUACGUGUUGUCUCCAUUGUCAGUUUUGCCAAUUGCUGGAACUUAGCGAUUUGGGACAAAAAGGAGGUGGGAUAAUGUCCCAUUGUAUGUACAGUGGCUCUGUCAGACCUGUUAGGUACAGUGUGAGCUUGAAACAGCAUGUUUUUUCAGUGCUGCUGCGAGUUUCCCACUACAGCCCAAACUGCUUCUGUAGAAAUCAUCUCAUCGUAACUGUUUGAGGUAUUCUUUAAAGGGCCUAUAUUGUGUAAAAUGAAUUUAAAUUUCACAAUCCCCUUCCUAACAUGAAAAAGAAUCAGUGGAAAUCUUCAGUUGUCAUUAAUUCUUGAAAGGGAGUCAGUAGGGACCCUCAAAGUAUGAAAACAGUCCCUGUGCGGACUUUUCGCUCAGUCCAUUCUAAGAAAUAUGAUAUGAAAACUUCGUGUUUUCGUACUUCCUCCCCCGUAUGAGUCAUAAGGGAUCGCACUCGUCUGUCAGCCCCCCCCAGCUGGACCAGUCCAGCCUGCAAACCCACCACUACCCCUCCACACUGAAUGCGACACCAAGCAGACAUGUUUCUGAGCUAGCAGAUUGUUAGUUACCACAGGCUAACCACAACAACGACAAAAAAGAAACACUGCCGUGUUGAGGGAUGCAAGGAGGAGAAUGUUUCUGUGAACAUUCCUCCUAAGAAGAACGUUACUGUUCGAAGCCACCACUGUCCUGCUAAAAGUUCAACAAACAUGAGGACAGUGUAAGUUUUCGUUAGAAACAUCCUGCUGUAACCGACUGUGAUUAUGUGGCUGGUCUUCUAUAGCUGCAAACGUGACUUUCAGCUGUGUUUACCAAUGUGAAUGCGCCAUAAUGAGACCGGGGAUAGGCCUGGUCGCGUGUUACUCAAAGUGCAGUCAGCCAAACAGAGGGGCUCAAGAGGCAGGUGAAAACAGCCUGGUCUGUCUGCAGAACCAGAGAGAGACCGGAUGUUUGUGGCUCUGAUACAACAAGUGUGUGGAAGCCCAUUGCUUUUGCUGAUUGAUAACCUGUUCAUUGCUUUCUAAAUAAAAACUUGAUUGAACGAAA